Messenger RNA from Melitaea cinxia (Glanville fritillary), 938 nucleotides. It is a transcript of the gene CPH16, whose product is annotated as cuticle protein 16.5-like. Bases 44 to 856 code for a protein of 270 amino acids. NCBI's taxonomy places the organism in Eukaryota, Metazoa, Arthropoda, Insecta, Lepidoptera, Nymphalidae. The transcript has a single exon. The record is from RefSeq and is a predicted model, not a curated record.
AUAAAUUCCUUAGUCGUCUACUUCUGAACAAACACAGACCACGAUGAAUUCGCUGGUGGUGUUACUUUCUGUUCUGGCGCUAGGCGCAGCCAAACCAAGCUUCAUUAAAUCUGAUAUCAUAAGCUACGCCGCUCCCGCUCUCGCAGUAGCUCCAGCUGCGGUUUCACACCAGUCACGGCUAGAUAUCAAGUCAUCACCUGCUAUAGUCGCAACUGAAGCUGUAGCACCAGUGACCCGUACUAUCAUCGCUGAACCUGCAGUAGUUGCUGCCCCUGCUACAUACACCGCUCCUAUUGCAUACACUGCGCCAGCUGCGAUUGUCACUCACUCCGCGUAUGCUGCUCCACUCGCAGUUGCUGCCCCUGCCGCAGUUUCAUCCCAGUCUCGUGUUGACAUUAAAUCGUCUCCAGCCGUUGUUAGCAGUUACACUGCUCCAUUCGCUUUCGCUGCUGGUCCUAUAACAUACAGCGCUCCGAUUCCCGCAACGUAUACGUCAUCUAUUUACGCUCCUGCGAUAGCUCCCGCUGUGCCAAUUGUAAAAACUGUCUCCGUUAAUUCUGUUGCACCUGUUAACAUCGCGAACUUACCUGUAGCCCCCACUGAAACUCCGGAAGUUGCCGCUGCUCGUGCUGCACACCUUGAAGCAAAGGAAGCUGUUGAAGAAUCUCACAAAAUUGAAAAACGUUCAGUUGGAGUUAUUGCAAGUGCCCCUGUAGUAUCCACCUUCUCAACAUCUCCAGUCAUAUCCAGUUACGCGAAUUCGUUUGUGUACCCAUCACCAGUUGCUCGUGUCGGAGCCCCCAUUGCUGUAUCGGGUCCUGUCGUUACUGGUGCAUACGGAAUUUAUUCUUACUAAGCGCCAUCAUAAAAGCGAAGAACGUAUUCUAAAGAUGAAUUUAUUUAAACCUUUGUCAAAAAUAAACAAACAUUGAAUAUGC